Sorghum bicolor (sorghum) is the source of this 1598-nucleotide messenger RNA. RefSeq lists its product as uncharacterized. Lineage: Eukaryota; Viridiplantae; Streptophyta; Magnoliopsida; Poales; Poaceae. The coding region runs from base 832 to 1470 and encodes 212 amino acids. The transcript is spliced from 5 exons. The record is from RefSeq and is a predicted model, not a curated record.
CUCUCUCUCUCUCUCUCUCUCUCUCUCUCCGUCUACCCUGAGGACGGCGCCUCACCGUUUCUCCCCCAAACACGGAGCCUGCUCCCUCUCCCUCUCCCUAACAGCCUGAGCCCAAGCGAUAGCGACGUCCGAGCCUUAGGCCGAGAAGCUCUCAACGUCGAUCCAGCAUCCAACCGGUGACCAGUGGCAGAUCCAGCCACCAACUGCUUAUCGGAGGUGGUGGGGGCGUGGAUCUAGUCAACAACAGUGGUGGGGGCGCAGAUCCAAUACCAACAAGCAGAUCUGGCCAUCAGCGAUUGCGGACGUACGUGAAUUCAGCCACGAGCGAGCAGAUCCGGUCACCACAGCUAGCGGCGCAAGGGUGGGUCGCGUUUCUAGCCACGAGCGACUGGAUCUAGACACCAGCUAGCUCCAAGCGCAAGGCUUCAAGGGCGGUGCAAGAGCAGGAGCAAGGGUAGAUCCACCCACGAGUGAGCUGAUCCCAUCACCAGAGCUGACGGUGCAGGGAAGGUGGUGUUUCUAGCCACGAGUGAGCGGAUCUGGUUACCAAAGCAAGCUCCUCCCAGCAGAAGUGUGCAAGGUAGCACAAGGGUGGGUGCUAGGGCAUGGAUCUGGGCACGAGCUAGCGGAUCUGGUCACCAGAGCCAGCCACAAGCAAGCAGAUCUGGCCACCGGCGGCGCAAGAGUGGUUGGCGGCUCCCUGUGGCGUGCACUGGGUGGAUCUAGGCACCUGGCUUGGUGGGCCACUAGACUUGGCGGACCUGUUGCCCACCUCGGGAAAACUAUUUUGCCCACCUGGGAUAAGUUUUCUGUAGUAGUGCUAGUGACUCCAUGGCUUCAAAUUCAGCUGAAGUUGAUUCAGAUGCGACCAUCUCUGACACGUAUUCAUCUGAUGUCCCGGUUGAUGAAAUACCUCCUCCUGUGCUAGAUGCACAAGAAGAAGAGGUUGCAGUGGAACUAGAGAACAAAGAGGUUGAGGUUCCCCAAGUUGAUUCAGAUGCGACCAUCUCCAACAUGAGUUCAUCUGAUGUCCCGGUUGACAAAAUACCUCCUCCUGUGCUAGAAGCGCAAGAAGAAGAGGUUGGAAUGGAGCAACGGAACAAAGAGGUUGAGCUUCCCGAUUGGUUGAAGAAGCUUACUGGUGACCAAGAGCAGCACGACUGGAAAGCCUUUGCUCAGAAAAGAAAGAAUAGUGGGCAUAUUGAUAGGACUUACAUUCACAAGGACUACUGCCACAAGUUCCGUUCCAAACCUGAUGUUGAACUGUUUGUGGAAUCUAAAGGGUUCGAAACAGGCAUAUUUAAAGGAACAAAGCUACGAAAGAAGAAGAUAGCUGGUAUGGAUGCUCAAGAUGCUGGAACAAGUAAAUCUUCUAGAAGAAGAGCGUCUGGCAACCAUGCUAGACCAAAACGUUCGCUUGGCCCAAGUCGUUCAAUGGAUGUUGAAGAGAUGGCUCGUGGUUUUCCUUAGAUUCUUAAUAUAUCAACUUUCUGGAGAAUAAAUAACGGUAUUUGGUCACCAUGUAGUGCCAUAUUUUCUGUGAGAAGAAGCUCAACAAUAGGACCAAACACUCCGUGUUUGUAUGUUUGUGAUCCCUA